AUGAAUUCAGAAUCGCAGAUCAAGAAAAGGACGUUGCCACCAAGGGUGUUGUCGUCUCUUGAUGCAGCUAGAAUACAAUGGUACCACUUCAAAGCGAUCAUAAUAGCAGGAAUGGGACUAUUCACCGACGCUUACGACCUCUUCUGUAUCGCACCGAUCAUGAAAAUGAUAAGCCAUAUUUAUUACCACGGUGACUCCAUCAGCACACCAGUUCUCUCCAUCUCUUACGCCAUCGCUCUUCUCGGGACAGCAACGGGUCAACUCGUGUUCGGUUACCUCGGCGACCGAGUUGGUCGUCGCCGAGUCUACGGGCUUUGUCUGAUCAUCAUGAUCCUAAGCUCCUUUGGCUGUGGCUUUUCCGUGUGCACCAGUCGUAGGUCUUGCGUUAUGGUCAGCCUCGGUUUCUUUCGGUUUAUUCUGGGUUUGGGUAUCGGUGGUGAUUACCCACUCUCGGCUACCAUCAUGUCGGAGUUUUCUAAUAAGAGGACACGUGGCGCCUUUAUAGCUGCCGUGUUCUCCAUGCAAGGGUCGGGGAUUCUUGUGAGCUCAGCCGUGACGAUGGCUGUUUGCGUGGCGUUCAAAAACUUUGGCGGUGGUUCGAAGGCUGAUGGGGAGGCUCCGGUUGUAGCUGACGUGGCGUGGAGGCUGAUACUUAUGAUCGGUGCUCUUCCUGCUGCACUGACCUUAUACUGGCGAAUGUUGAUGCCGGAAACCGCAAGGCUUCUGUUUUGUUGGGCCAUGUCUUUCUACGUCGAGUCCAUUGCGUGCUUUAACCAAUUCAACGUGAUGAAACGCCGCGUUUUUCAUUUGGGUAUGCGAGACAUCAUACUCGCAUCUCCAAAGCUAAUGGGGACUUCGGUUGAGCAGCCGAUUUUCGUCUCCUUCUUCGCGAUGUCAGUAACCGAUUUAUCAUCUUUAAGCACUCAAUUAAUUGAUCACCCACGAUCAAGAUUUAAUACGAGAUUUUUCUUAUGCAAGGCGAUGGAGUUCGACAAUAAAAAGGUAUGA
This is a messenger RNA of Brassica napus (rape), 1008 nucleotides long. RefSeq names its product probable inorganic phosphate transporter 1-8. Gene Ontology annotation, cellular component: membrane. Gene Ontology annotation, biological process: transmembrane transport. Gene Ontology annotation, molecular function: transmembrane transporter activity. NCBI's taxonomy places the organism in Eukaryota, Viridiplantae, Streptophyta, Magnoliopsida, Brassicales, Brassicaceae. The transcript has 2 exons. The record is from RefSeq and is a predicted model, not a curated record. Bases 1 to 1008 code for a protein of 335 amino acids.